Molecule: messenger RNA, 225 nt
Organism: Paramecium octaurelia
Lineage: Eukaryota; Ciliophora; Oligohymenophorea; Peniculida; Parameciidae
Source: the annotation of a GenBank genome assembly
AUGAAUUAAGUAGUUUCCAUUAAAGUAGAAUAAUAACUCAAACCAUAAAUUUAUUUGUUCUAAUUUUCAAAUGAAUAAUUAGUUGUCUAAGCAUUGAUUUAACUAAUUGAUCAAUAAUUGUCCCAUAUAUCUAUCAGAAAUAUCUAAUUUAAUUCUCAAUUACAAGAGCCUUUUAUUUUUAAAAUUAUUCAUCUAUUGCACUUAAAGAUCAGAAGGGAACUGUGA